AUGGGAGAAUUUGCACAGUUCUAUUGUUGUUACUUUCUGCAAUCGGUAGAGCAUCGACAGUCUUUCUACAUUGGCUCUUCGCCUAAUCCACCUAGAAGAUUGAGACAGCAUAAUGGUGAUUUAGUGAAAGGUGGUGCAUAUAGAACAAAAAGGAGUGGUACUAGACCCUGGGAAAUGAUUCUGAUAGUGUAUGGGUUUCCGAAUAAGAUUAUUGCUUUACAGUUUGAGCAUGCUUGGCAACAUGGGUACAAAACAAGAUUUAUUAAAGGAGAAGAGAGAAUAAUCAACAAGAAGAAUUCUGGAUCUGCAGGUAGAAAUAUACAUUAUAAGUUAGCUCUUAUUAGACAGCUACUAAAUCAUCCAUUUUUCAAAGCUAUGAAUCUUGGUGUACAGUUCUUUAAUAGUAAUGUAACCACUCUAUUUGAACAGAAUAAAUUUGGAAUUAGUUUAGAUCCAUGUUAUGAAAAUUGGAACAAAAUCAAUACCUCUGAAAAUGCUCUCUCUCUUUCCAGAUAUGAUCUGAAAAGAUUAACUGUUGACGAUCUCUCUGAGAUUUCCGAACAAAAUAAAGAUUUGGUAUCACAUUUCUAUAAUUCAUCUAUAAAACUUGAUGAAUUACGAAUGAAGCGAUAUACAGAACGAGCCAUGGAUGGCGUCCUUACGUGUGGCUUGUGCUUCAUCAUGUACAAUUACACUUCUGAGGAUGAGAGCUUGAAGCCAUUAAUAGCAUUCUGCACUAAUGAAGAUUGCGAUUUUCUUUCAGAAGUGAGUUGUCUUUGUCGAAAGUUCAUAGCAGAGGAAGUAGAUGAAAGAGACAAAAAUCUAGUAUUAAUACCCAGAGGUGGUCAUUGUCCAAAAUGUAAUACACUGUUAGAAUGGACAACAGUUAUAAAAUAUUCCUCUAUGUUAAAAGAAAUAUCUCGUAAAUAA
Molecule: messenger RNA, 930 nt
Organism: Maudiozyma saulgeensis
Lineage: Eukaryota; Fungi; Ascomycota; Saccharomycetes; Saccharomycetales; Saccharomycetaceae
Source: the annotation of a GenBank genome assembly